This is a messenger RNA of Lepisosteus oculatus (spotted gar), 1370 nucleotides long. The record is from RefSeq and is a predicted model, not a curated record. NCBI's taxonomy places the organism in Eukaryota, Metazoa, Chordata, Actinopteri, Semionotiformes, Lepisosteidae.
GUUUUCUUAGGCAACAUUUCCCACCCCUUCCAUGGAGGUUCAGUGCCGUAAAGUAUUACAAAGUGUUGGUGAGUUGAAGCGGAGUUCAGCUCAGCUCAGCUGUGCAGGGCUGACUCAGUGUGGGAAAUGCGACUUGUUAGUCUCUUGGCUACAGUAGCUUUCCCAAUGGGUGUGCUGCUGUCCAGGACCAUGGCGCGCCUGUCCAAUGGCAGAACACAUGCAGAGCUCAUCACCCGGCUCAAGGAUCGCGGAGUAAUUACAUCUGACAGCGUGUUUAAUGUGAUGCUGGCCACAGACCGUGGGCACUACACUAAAGACUUUCCCUAUAUGGAUGCACCACAGUCUAUAGGGUACAAGGCUACCAUUAGUGCCCCACACAUGAUUAAGUUAACGGCACGUGAGUGUGUUUGUCUUGUGCAGCAUGCCCAUGCUUUGGAGGUGCUGAGAGACAAGCUGACUGAAGGAGCCACAGCCCUGGAUGUGGGCUCGGGCAGUGGCUAUCUCACUGCCUGCUUUGCAAGAAUGGUGGGUUGUUCGGGGAGGGUGAUUGGAAUUGAGCACAUUGCUGAGCUUGUGGAGGAAUCCAUUCGAAAUGUCCAAGCCGAUGACCCAGACCUGCUCACCUCUGGACGGGUUAAGCUUCUUGUGGCAGAUGGUCGGCAGGGUUUCCCAGAGGGAGCCCCGUAUGAUGCCAUCCAUGUGGGCGCGGCAGCCGCUGCAGUUCCCAAAGCACUGUUGGCCCAGCUGAAGCCAGGGGGGAGGCUGGUCCUGCCUGUGGGUCCCGAGGGAGGAAGCCAGGUGCUGGAGCAGUAUGACAGACAGAGUGAUGGCUCCUUCUCCAGGAAGGCCCUGAUGGGAGUCAUCUAUGUUCCCCUCACUGACAAGGAUCAUCAAUGGCCCAGGUAUGAUGAUGGAACUGUGUAAAUCUGUGCUUUUCAUGCGUGCUGUGAGCGCUGCAUCUGUCAGCGUCAUGAGAUCAGAAAUACAACCCUUCAGCAGUCCAUCUGUCCUCCAUAUGUAUCCUUGGUCUCUCUUGAUUGUUGUUCUUCUAUUCAUAUUCACCUAAUCAAUCUGAUUAAUCUUUUAUCUGAGUUAAAUUAAUGAAUUUGUAUCUUACAUUUAUCUGCAGUAGUAAGUUGUGUUUGAUACAUAUAAGGUGAAUCACAAUAUGCUCAUUACAAAUCAGAGUAUUCAGCAUGACCACUUUCAAGCUGGUGGAAACAUUUUUCCCGUCAGCUGGCUUUAAAGUCCUACCACUGACCUGCUUCAAAAUGGACAGUUUUUCGUUCUUCUACAUGAACAUACUGCUGUCGUGUACAGAUGCUUCUUUUACCUCGGUGAUAAAAAACAAAAGUCAGAGAUCAGAUAGA